Paramacrobiotus metropolitanus is the source of this 2695-nucleotide messenger RNA. RefSeq names its product 28S ribosomal protein S22, mitochondrial-like. The record is from RefSeq and is a predicted model, not a curated record. Lineage: Eukaryota; Metazoa; Tardigrada; Eutardigrada; Parachela; Macrobiotidae. The transcript has 10 exons. Gene Ontology annotation, molecular function: structural constituent of ribosome. Bases 1482 to 2570 code for a protein of 362 amino acids. Gene Ontology annotation, cellular component: mitochondrial small ribosomal subunit.
AUUUCCCUGGUCGUUCUGUAGUACUCGCAUUAGAAUCAUAUUACUCAACAGUGCCACUACGGCUUGCGCAACGUUAAUGCUCCGAAUGGCGAAACCUCAUUGAUCAAAUCUGAACCACGAAGCGAAGUCACCGUGAUUGGACUUCCUUGUCAUUCUGGCGCCUACUACUUACAAAUAAAAAUUACAAAUCCGUAAAGAACUGCUUAUGGAGUCUAUGGACUUGUUGGACUAUUAUUACUGCUUAUAAUAUGCUGUGCAAGUUGCAGCCAGCGUGUCAUUAGUUUUUUUCGCUGUGCUGCGAACAUACUUUGCCUGGAGUCGAUGUUUUGGCAGGAUCCUGAUUCGUAUCGUUGGCUGAUGGCAGAGAUCCGUCUUUCGAUUCUCCACUGACAGAUCCCUCCUUCCGCUCACCAUUUUUAUUCUGCUCUGGCGAAGCACCCACAAUUUCCUUUGAAGUAUCGGUUAAUCCCUGCGAUGGUUUGUGGUUAUCCAAAUUGUCAUGAGAAAUGGGUUCGCUGGUGCUCCCUGCUGGCUUGCCAUCGAACUUCUCUGAUAGACCGUUUCAGCACAAAACACAGACUUCAGCAACCUCGAAAAGAGCAAAUUUUUCAGGAACCUUCUUACCUCCUGCAACGGCCUGUGUUUCCAUUCUAACGGAUCCCAACAGAAUAAUAAAAACAGAUAUCGCAGGCUUAAAAAAGCUCCAAUUAAUAAAUCAAAAUAAAAAAUGGUACCAGUAGUGAAAAUUUGUCGAAAAAUAGUGGUUUUUCUGACACAAUACGAUAAAACACUGUGUUACAAAUUAACAAAUUCGAAAAGUGCAGAGCGAACCUACAACGCACGGAAAUUUCUAAUUUUUCAGCCCGGUGGCUAACAGUCAGAGUUUGUGUACGCGGCAGUGGUUAUGACGCUGCACACCACAAAGCGGAAAAGCGCCGACCGAACAUCCGUUUACGCUCACUUUUUCCACACAGGUUUAACAGACAAAGUAUCCGCAGUAAUUCUCGCUUCGUUGAAUGCGUAUUAAAUUGAUCCUAUUAAAAAUAAAUAAACCUAGCUGAAAUCUGAACCAAAUUUUACGAAGAAUGAGAAAGAAGUCCAGAAAAUAAACCCGAAAGGCAGAAACACCAGAAUUAGCGUAUCCGGCCAUUAUGGUUAGGGGCGACUGCACUUGGGUAAGGGCUGUUAACCCUUCGGAAGUGUGCUCCGCCUCCCUAGGGCGAAACAUGGUAAAAAAAUUCGAAAAAACUGAAAAAAUUAAAGUUACUGUUAUGAUAAAACAGAUGCUAUCCCAUGCACAUUUAAUUAAUAUCAUUCCGCUUCGGCUUCUGUACAGAUUUAAUUUAGUGAAAGAGGGUUUUGUCAUAAUUUUUGUGAGGAUGAACUGUUAUGAUAUUAACAGUUGGCACUGGCAGUAAACUUGUGAAGCAGUGAGAUUGCAAAGCAUCAGAACUGCAGUUGCAAAUCUGCGGAAGCCUUCCAUGAUGUCGUCCGCUUCGGGACUUCGUGCAUGCUGCUUGAGUUCUCUUCGAGUUUUCUCACGGAAUAGCUUAGGAGUAAGACCGGUAUACCAUUCUGCAGCCCAGCGGUUAUAUGCAACCGAAACUUCGUCGGAGUCGAAGUCUGCCGAAGAUUCCAGCUCUCCCGGUAAUUCAAUCGAGAAAAUUUUCCUUGAUUUUCGCGUCCAGCAAACAUUGAAACGAUUAACGGGUCGCGAUGCUUCCAAAGUGUUUGCCACGCAGCCGGUGUUAAAGAAAAAAUUCGAGCAGAGCGAGAUUCGCCUGUUAACGGAUCAACAGCUGGAACAAGCAACCAAGCAGAAGAUGUCAGAAAUUCCGGCUCAUACACAGAUGCCGCCUGUUAUGGCGCCGCGUGAACCCGUCGAUCGAGUGAUCGUCGAAGAUGAACUGCUGCAAGAUUAUGACACUCAUCGCAAUGUCUUCGUAGACAUCACUUACGGAAUCAAACCCAGAGACCGAUAUAUUGUGGUACGGGAAUUAAAUGGGACACUGCGAACAGCAGCGUGGGAAGAGCGGGAUAGAAUGAACCAGAUCUAUUUUCCGGUGGAAGGCCGGGAACUGACAGUUCCGGCUAUGUUUUUGGAGGAGAACAUUCGGGACUCGUUGGAACGCGGUAUGGAGGAGUACAUCCUCGAUCGUGCCUGCGUGCAGUUCGAGCCGGAUGAUCCUCACUUUAUUCGUGUAUGCCAGACGGUGUAUGAUUAUAUCGACGAAAUGCGCAAUUAUUCCCUGCUGGAAUCGACGAGGCAUAUGGGCGGUUUCGUGUUUCAUUUGGCCCGCGAGCGACGUAUCGAUAACUAUUUAAUAUAUCUACUGCAAAAUGAAAGGCUGGAUAUGUGCCCGGAUGUGAUUCAACUUUGUCAUAUCGUUCAUUCCCAUGGAACUACCGACGAGUCAAUCUCGACGAUGGAGCCUAUCGAAACACUAAAGAGGUACAUCAAAGAAUCACCGGAUAAUAAAGGAAAUUUAGAGUUGGCCGUACAGGCGUACCAAGAAAAGCGCAGGCAGGAGCGAGUAGCGCAACGCAGUGAACGUCGUGGCCGCAGUUGAUGAACCUUCUUUUAUAGUUUGACCUUUAUGCAGUGUGAAUAGUGAAUACAAAACCUGCCGUGAUGGAUUACGUGCAUACGUUCAGUGUUUUGUACCGUUUUGGUGUUAUUGUGAAUAAAAUUCCG